UUCACUCUACAAGACAAUUAUUACAAGUUGGUCCGUCUCCGGUCAUGUACCUGAGGAAAUCAGUUAAUGCAUAUGCAGGGCCGAGUGAACAUUAUUACCGGGGUGCUAGCUGGGUGAUGGAAACAUAUUUUGGUUGAGCCCCCCCUCCCCCUCUUUCGGGGCCUUGACGGAGAUUAAGCAUGCUACGGGCAAUGGGGAAUUAGUUCACUGAGAACGGUCAAGUCAUCCGAUCAUGAUGCAGCGUGGUCUUGCCAAGUUUCUUCAAUUUGGUAGGAAAGUCAACAAUUUCCCAAGAAGUCAUGUCAAAUUCUUCAGUCCACUCUACCUCAGUCAUGCAUAUGGAAAACUUACAAGAACUUUCUCAACUUCAACAACAAUUUUCCAGGAGGAGAAUCGUUGGUUGAAUGUUGAUGCCACUGUGGAUGAAAGGCGUAACAUCCAAUCAAAAUACUUUAAAGAAACAGACACUGGUGGGUUGUCUGCUAUGGAAUAUCUGAAUAGUCUAGAUGAAGACGACGCUAAGAGGUUAAAGGUCAUUAAGUUGGAGUAUGAGGUUGCUUUGGCUUCUGGUGAUUUCGUCCCCGAGGUGAUGACGGAUGAGGACUGGCUACAGGCUUGGGAUUGUAAUGGUAGGACACAGAGGAGGAAGCUUUAUAGAUAUCUUGGAAAGUGUGAAAAGAUUGAACAGAAAAAUAAACGAUUGAAAGAGGAGCGGAGAAUAAAGGAAGAGACACGGGUGAAAGAACAGCGAGUGGAGAGUGAUGGUGGGUUCGUUUAUGCUGGUUCUCCAAAGAACACAUUGAUAUUACGAAUAGCAGACAAACAAAUGAACCAGCAUCAUUCAAAAAGAUGUUAUGAAGCCCUUCAGUUUGGUGAAAAGAUUAUCUUUGAUAUGAGCUAUGAUGACUUGAUGCGUCCAUUUGACAUAACAAACACUGUUGAUCAGGUUUUAGAAGCGCAUGGUGUAAACAAACUCUACCGAGACCCUUUCUAUGUCUAUUUCUGUAACGCUAAACCAGACGGCAGGUUUGUUGAACGAUUACGCAAAAGUACUCAAGGUGACUUCACGUAUUACCCCUUUACUGUGACUGAGAAGAGUUACCUGGAUUUAUUCCCAAAAGAGAACUUGGUUUACCUGACGCCGAAUGCUAAGGACUAUUUAAGAGACUACGAUGCAAACAAAACCUAUAUCAUCGGAGGACUAGUUGAUAAGGUGGUGACGAAGCCAGUCACAAUGGCAAAGGCAAAGAGGGAGGAACUCACAAUGGCCAAGUUACCCAUUGACCUUCAUAUGAGGUUUAUUAUGGGAAACAAGAGCCUCUGUUUGAACCAGAUCUUUGGCAUAAUGUGCGAGCUGAAGAAGACGGGAAACUGGAAAGAAGCAUUCAAGUAUAUCCCCCGACGAAAGGCCGUCUACAUUGAUGAGACGGAGGAAUUCGAGAGGCGAACGGCCAACCUUCAUAUGAAGAGGCAAAAGUUGAGGGCUCGUAGAAUGGGAUAUGAUAUCUGAUGUAUCAAAGACCCACCAAUUGGACAAGUGAUUUCUAAGAGACUGUUGGAAUGUCAUUAACUUUUGUACAUGUACGUAUAUUGGAUGUACGUGUUGUUUCAAAUUGUAAAGUUCAAAUGUAACGAAUUAAAAAACAGAAAUUUACGCUUAAUUUCAUCUGCCAUCAUGUGAAGUACGACAAAUGCAAAAAAUAAAGGUGGUCAAUUGUAUCCUA
Lineus longissimus is the source of this 1724-nucleotide messenger RNA. RefSeq names its product tRNA methyltransferase 10 homolog C-like. Bases 233 to 1510 code for a protein of 425 amino acids. The transcript has 4 exons. Gene Ontology annotation, cellular component: mitochondrion; nucleus; nucleoplasm. The record is from RefSeq and is a predicted model, not a curated record. Lineage: Eukaryota; Metazoa; Nemertea; Pilidiophora; Heteronemertea; Lineidae. Gene Ontology annotation, molecular function: tRNA binding. Gene Ontology annotation, biological process: positive regulation of mitochondrial translation; mitochondrial tRNA 5'-end processing.